AUGCCCUCCUCAGGAAUCUACAAACUGGAUGAUGGGAAGCCUUUCCUGAACAACUGCUUUCCAGCCAAAAAUCUUCUUCGGAAGCCGGAAGAAGGCCGAGGACACUGGGUAGUGGCUCGGAAAUGUAACCUCAAGAAGAAGCGCAAAGGUGCAGUUGAGGCACCAGAUGAAGGUCAGAAAAGCCAGAAGAUUUCUUUUGAGGUCAGAGGGAAGAAAGGGUCUCAAUUGAAAAAACAAGCGGACAUUUCUGGACACGUGCUGGACCAGGAUUUCCUGCUGAAGCACCACUGUGUGAGGAAGCCGUCAGAGCUGUGCACCAUUAACGUGAGCGGCCUGAAGUUCUCUAAGGCUAAGGAAAAGGACUUCAAGCAUUUUAAUUCUGUGAUUUACAUCAAUGCCUCAGAAAACCUGCUUCCUCUAGAGGCAUUUUACACAUUUCCAGCCUUGAGGGAACUGGAGCUCGCAUUGAACGGCAUCAAAACAGUCUCUGUGAAAUAUGGAGACUUUACAUUCUUGGAAUUCCUGGACCUUUCCUUCAACAGCCUGGCUACGGAGGCCAUCUGUGAUCUAGGGAUUCUGCCACACCUCCGUGUCCUGCUCCUCACAGGCAAUGGACUCACCUCCUUGCCACCGAAUUUGGCUGUCACAGAGCAGGAGGCAUCUGUAACAUCACUGACAAGCAAGAGGUACCUCCUGAGGUUCCCAGCCCUGGAGACACUGAUGCUGGAUGACAACAAACUCUCCAACCCCAAUUGCUUUGCCAGCCUGGCCGGGCUCAGGAGACUGAAGAAGUUAAGCCUGGACCAAAACAGGAUUUUCCGGAUCCCGUACCUACAGCAGGUUCAGUUCCGUGACUGGUCGGGGGAUUGGGUUGGAGGCAGAGGGAGUCCUUGGAGAGGCCCCCAUUCCAUGCUGCAGCCCAAGUCAUGGGUGUUUGAGGCCUCAGAUGAGCAACCGGAUUAUACUGUAAUGCCCAUGAAAAAGGAUGAUGACCGGACAGAGGUUGUGUUCUCAUCCUACCCUGGAUUUUCAACCUCAGAAACAACCAAGGUAUGUGCACUUCCUCCCAUAUUCGAGGUUCUUCCCGUGAAGUUACUGAAGGCCAGGAACCAGACUCUGGCCCCACCCUUCCCAGAGCUGAGGUACCUUAGCCUGGCCUACAACAAGAUUUCGAAGGAAGACGCCAUCCUGCCAGUAGCUCUCUUCCCAUCUCUCUGUGAGCUCGUCUUUCAUAACAACCCUCUGGUGGUCCACAGACGAGGGGUCCCUCCACUGUUAAAAAGCUUCCUCCAGGAGCGGCUGGGGAUCCACUUAAUUCGAAGAAAGAUAGUGAAGGCUAAGCAUCAUAUGUUGAUGCCUCGGAAGGCCUCACGGAAGGUGAAAACCCAAGUCCCAAAGGUGCCAAAGCAGCCCCUGAUGCUCCAUCACCUACCUGCAACCACAGUGGAGUCUCCCUCACAGGAGAUGUUGGAGGCACAGCUGGCUGAAGUGCCGCCGACUGCUCUGAGGCCAGAUAUGCCCAUUGAGGGCCUGCGGGGCCUUUCCCUGCACCGCCGGCCCUUCGUGCCACUUCCUCCCAUCUGCUCUGACUCCACUGUGCAUAGUGAAGAGACCACGUCUCACCCAAGCGACACUGCUGGCCACCUCAGCGUGGAGAACCCAUCAGACGAGGACACCAAGAGCACAGAGUCCAUCUUCUUGACGCAGGUGAGUGGGAUGUCUUACUCCGCCCUCCAGAAGGAUGAUUCAGAGGUAGAGAAAGACCAAAUACUACUACCACCAUCCCCAGAAUCCAGAGAGGCAAAGAAGACUCGGAGGAAGCUUCCAUCUGCCUCACUCUCCAGCAAGUACCAUGGCUACCAGGAGCUGCUGACAGCCAAGCCUGAUCCGACCUUCAUUGAGCCGAAGGGAAUCCAGAAGAACGCACAGGCCCUGCAGCACCUGCUGAAGCACCCGCUCCUGCACUGCUCCUCCAGGCCCAAGCAGGACACUCUUCAGAAAUACUGUGUUCCCAAGGAGAAACGGGCCCAGAGGAUCCCUGUUCCACCCCCACGGAAGACUCGAGCCCAGCUGCUGGAUGACAUUCUCAUUCGCAUGCGGGACUCCCAGAACAUUACAGAAGCUCCACUAGGAGCUGUCCUGCGCCAGCGGGAGCGGCGGCUGGUGAACCAGAAGGAGUACCAGGAGGCCAAGCGGCUGCUGAAGGAGUUUCAGGCACGCUACAGGGAGCUGGUGCGCUGUUCGCUAAAGAAGGUGUUCAAGGCCCCAGCGCCACCUCCGGCCCACCCGGCCCUGAGCGAGGGCCAGCCUAAGUUAGGCCGCUUCCUCCAGUUGGUGGAUGAGUUCUGCCCGGAGUCCACGGCCAGUGACUCAAAAGGCUAG
Molossus molossus (Pallas's mastiff bat) is the source of this 2382-nucleotide messenger RNA. It is a transcript of the gene XRRA1, whose product is annotated as X-ray radiation resistance associated 1. Gene Ontology annotation, molecular function: protein binding. The record is from RefSeq and is a predicted model, not a curated record. NCBI's taxonomy places the organism in Eukaryota, Metazoa, Chordata, Mammalia, Chiroptera, Molossidae. The transcript is spliced from 17 exons. Bases 1 to 2382 code for a protein of 793 amino acids. Gene Ontology annotation, cellular component: nucleus.